Messenger RNA from Emys orbicularis (European pond turtle), 858 nucleotides. Its product is annotated as olfactory receptor 9S13-like. The coding region runs from base 1 to 858 and encodes 285 amino acids. The record is from RefSeq and is a predicted model, not a curated record. Gene Ontology annotation, cellular component: membrane. NCBI's taxonomy places the organism in Eukaryota, Metazoa, Chordata, Testudines, Emydidae. Gene Ontology annotation, biological process: sensory perception of smell; G protein-coupled receptor signaling pathway. The transcript has a single exon. Gene Ontology annotation, molecular function: odorant binding; G protein-coupled receptor activity; olfactory receptor activity.
AUGAUCCUCCUCAUUAAAGCCAACUCUCGCCUGCACACCCCUUUGUAUUUCUUCCUCAUGAACCUGUCAGUCUUAGACUUCUGCUUCACCUCCACCAUCACCCCCAAAGCCAUGGUGAGCUUCCUAGCAGGGAGCAAAGCCAUUCCCUACAAUGGAUGUGCCACCCAAUUCUUCUUCUUUUCUGUCUUCCUCGCUGCUGAAGGGUUCCUGCUGGCAGCCAUGGCAUACGAUCGGUACAUUUUCAUCUGCAACCCACUCUUGUACCCCAUCACCAUGUCCAAGUGGGUUUGUGUUCAGCUGGUGGCGGGGUCAUAUUUUGGUGGCUGUGUGAACUCCAUGGUGCAGCCUGGCUUCACCUUUACACUGCACUAUUGUGGGUCAAACGAGAUCGAUCAUUUCUUCUGUGAUGGCCCUCCCUCGAUUAGUCUCGCCACCAGUGAUACAUACGUCAAUAACCUGGUGAUGUUUACCUUAUGCGGCCUUAUCAUAGGGAGCACCUCCCUGUUCAUGCUUAUCUCCUAUGCUUAUAUCAUCUCCACCAUCCUCAGGAUUCACUCUGCUGAGGGCAGACACAAAGCUUUCUCCACCUGCACCGCCUAUAGAAUAGCGGUGAGUUUAUUUUAUGGGUCCACAGCUUUCAUGUAUGCACAGCCCACCUGGUUAACUUCUCUGUACCCAAGGAAAACGGUGUCUGUGUUUUACACCUUUGUCAUCCGCAUGAUGAAUCCCCUCAUCUGCAGUCUAAAGAAUAAAGAGGUGAAAGAAGCUUGGGUCAGAACUAUGGGGAAGAAAUCUUUGAAAAGUAGAACCUUGCUUAUGAACAUAGAGACCAAAUCUGCCUGUGCAGGGCUUUUGUGA